Messenger RNA from Stomoxys calcitrans (stable fly), 980 nucleotides. RefSeq names its product activating signal cointegrator 1 complex subunit 2 homolog. The transcript is spliced from 2 exons. NCBI's taxonomy places the organism in Eukaryota, Metazoa, Arthropoda, Insecta, Diptera, Muscidae. Bases 24 to 659 code for a protein of 211 amino acids. The record is from RefSeq and is a predicted model, not a curated record.
GACAACCAUCGAUUGAGGUCAAAAUGAGUGCCCAAAACCUCUACAAGUGCAUGUUGUGCAAAAAACGCCAUGCCCUCAGAUACUGCCCAAUUUUCAUCCAGAUGACGGUGGAGGACAGGAGGGUAGUAGUUCGACAGCACAACUACUGCCGAAAUUGUCUGGCGAAAAGCCACACAAUUGAUGACUGCCAGUCGGCAGAUACUUGUCGAAAAUGUGGGUUUCGGCAUCACACCAUGCUGCACCCACGAAAACUCACCUUCAACUCCAGCAGCUCUACCAUCACCACCAAAUCGACCUCAUCAAGACAACAACCCCAAAAGAAACCACCAACUUUAGCACGGCCUCGACGACAACAAUCAACAUCAACUCCGGCCCAACGCAAACAACCAGCUAAAUCACGCCUUGGCCAACGUCAACACACAGCCUCAGCUGGUCAACAACAGCGACAACCCAAAAAACGCUACAGGUCUCAGAGUCAAAGAGGCCGCCUGCCACCAAAGCCAAGACCUCAGCAAAAGCCAAGACCUCAACAGAAGCCAAAGCCACAGAAAGCCAAAAAAGAACGCUCAGCAGCCCCUCAACCGAAUUACUUGAUACUGUCAGAGGCUAUAAAGUCCUUGGCGACCGUACUUUGCGCUUCCUCAUCAAAUUUUGCGUAACCGCAAGGCCGGCGCCAUGGACAAAUUUGCAUUUGUCCCUUAAAAAUUAAGAACAUAUCGUAGAAUAAGUUGUAUGAAUUAUUGAAUUGUAUUGUGAAUUGAUAUGAAUUGUCUAGCGUAUAAGAGAUCCUUUUUUGCCAUCCGUACUAGAUUGUAAGACUAUUGUGAAUUGUUAGUUAUAAGCCUUUUAGUACUGCAGCUCACUUGCCCUUUCUGUAAUUUUUAAAACUUCACUUCUUACACAACCGCAGCAAGGUGAGCAUCCACACUUUUUUCUCCUCUCCUAAUAACACCCUUACCUUUGUAAUCUCGCAACCGAAA